Messenger RNA from Macrobrachium nipponense, 3277 nucleotides. RefSeq names its product protein germ cell-less-like. Gene Ontology annotation, biological process: germ cell development. Bases 80 to 1564 code for a protein of 494 amino acids. Lineage: Eukaryota; Metazoa; Arthropoda; Malacostraca; Decapoda; Palaemonidae. Gene Ontology annotation, molecular function: protein binding. The record is from RefSeq and is a predicted model, not a curated record. The transcript has 12 exons.
CAGUGUUUGUAAACACAGCGGACGUCAACGAAGUGUGAUAAUCUUGUAGGAGAGAGUACCACGCCUCUUCCAGACUGAGAUGGGAAACAUCAUCACAAAUGUCAUGGGCUCAACCAUGAUUGGUACAGGAGGUAGCAAAAGGAAGGUGGAAGAAGUUGAGAGUGAUUAUGAUGAAGAUGUUGACUUUGACUCUUUACUGAAUACACCUAAAAAGCGAAAACUUGACUCAACCUCAAAAUAUAUUUACAAAACAUUAUUUGAGGAAGGCCGGGCAUCUGAUGUUACUGUUAUUGCUUUGGGUACUGAAUGGCACUUACAUAAAGUGUACCUGUGUCAAAGCCCUUAUUUUCAAAGCAUGUUUUCUGGUAACUGGAGUGAAGCCAACCAGACCAAGAUUACAAUUGAAAUUCUGGAUGAUAACAUUACUAUUGAAGCCCUCCGACUUGCACUUGGCCAGUUCUACAAGGAUGAUAUUCUGGUUGAAGCUGCCCAAGUUAUACCGUUGCUGGCUACUGCCCUACUUCUACAGAUGGAUCCUCUUAUUGAGCAGUGUACCAGCAUUAUGUUGGAAACUAUCAAUUUACAGACUGUGCUACAGUACCAUGAAGCAGCAAGAAGAUACGGAGUAGUAGAGGUUGAUAAUGCCUGCAAACAGUGGUUGUUACACAAUCUACUUACUCAGGUGACUGAACAUCCAGCAACUCUGCGACACAUUCCUCCUGAUUUAUUGUAUGAACUAUUAUCCUCUCCUCAUUUGUAUGUUAUGCAGACAGAGUUCAGCAUUUAUGUAAUGCUUAAAGCCUGGGUUUUUUUACGAUUAAAUCCCUCAUGGGAAGGGACACAUGAGGCUGCUUUUCUUGAGGCACAUAGGUUCUUCAGAAACAGAACUGUGCCAGGGUGGUUCCUUGAGGAGGAGGGUCGAGAGUUUGCACAAGUGUUUUCAGCUUUACGGACAAUAUAUCUAAUUUACCAUCAUUUAGAUGUUGAAAUGUUAUAUUCAGAUCACAUUCUUCCUCCAACAUGGCUUACUCCUGCCAGCAUGCAUCAGUGGUACAAUAUGUUGAGAAUUGACCAAGGAAAAGACAGAGGACCAAGCGACAUCUCUGAGGAAGAAUUUGAUCGUACAUGUACAAGAUGUGGAAGAGUUUUAGCAAAUGCAGGGCAGCAUAUUUGGAGAUGGACAGGAUACAAUUUUGGUCUUGAUCUAGUUAUGACCCAUGAUGGAGCAUCUCUGAGACUGAAGCGAAACCAUCGAAAUGAAAACAUUGCCAGUAUUGUUCAGCCAGGCAGAAGGAGCAUUAUGUACAGAAUUACAGUUGCAUCUCUGAAUGACCAGAAACAAGUUAUUUAUACAAAAACUUCCGGGGUUCAAUCUGUAACACUAGCAAAAAAUGAAGAGGUUCGUGUAAUGGUGCUAGAUCCAGAAGUGAAGUAUCCUCUCCUUCUGAGUGCAAAUUUCCUUAUAACUACCAACCAUCCUAUUCUCCUUCGUGCUGGGAGCCAGUCAUCAAGUGGAGGGUGCCUUCCUCAGCCUGAAGUUCCAAGCUGUGUACCGCAAGAGUAGGAUUUAAUGUUGUUGUAUUGACAAACACAUUCUGUCUGUGUUCAUAAUCAAAUGUUCAUAACUAGGUUUUCCUAAACAUUUUGUAACCUAGGGGGAGAUGUCAGAUCUAUUUCAUUUAGGGUAAGGUCACAUGCAAGUAAGUUUUGAACGUUUUUGGAAAUGUACAGGCUCUGGUCUUGAAGUGAGCAAGUCUGAAAAUUUUUGAAGACAAAUCUUUUGAAAGUUAUGAGAUCUUUUAUGCUGGACAGUUUUGAUAUUUCUUGUGUUUUAUUGGAUGAAAUUUGUAUGUUAGUCAUCCUUCACAACAUAUUGCACAGUAUAUCAGAGUUAAAAAGGGUUAAGUUUUUUGUAUAUUUCAUGCAUGUGGUGAUGCAAAAAACUGUAAAUUUUAAUGGUAAAUUAUAAGAUUCUUCUCUGAAUAGUUAAAGCAUGAAGUUCACAACAGUGUUAUGUUAUAUAAAUAACUUAUCAUAGCAAGUACAGGUCUUAGUCUUGCAUACUUUCCAUACACAAAAGGAUUGUAUGUACAGUAAUUAAAUCUUGCUGCAUUCUUUGAUAGUGUAUUACCCAGUGUUUUAUGUUCUUUUUUCUGCAAAAAUGGUAAACUCUCCCAAAAUCAUGAAAAUUUCACUUUGAUUGCAGCUGGAGUUAUUAAGUGAAGAUGGGCUACUCCAGGAAGGGACAUAAUCUGUGACCUGUAGCUUUUCAUUAUUCUCUCAUUCUGGCUGAAAUGCAAACAUACUUUUUGCAGUAUCUUGAAAUGAUUAUGAGUGUCAUAAUCAUAAUGGUUUGUAUAUAUGGUAAUGAUAGUACUGUAUAGAGAUUGCAUGUUUUUUAUUGUGUUGUCUGUAUUUAUGUAAUCAGUAAUUAGUUAUGACAGAUUUUAGUAUGAUCUGAAUUUGUAUUUCUGUGUGAAUGAGAAUCACUUUUUUUUAUUAGUUAUUCAGUUUUUAUAGUUUCAUAUUUCUCCCCUGUGUGUAUAUCUCCUAAUGUGCCUAUUUCUAAACAUACAGAAGCAUUGUAUACAUACUAAUUUAUGGUAUCAUUUAAUGCUUUAUUCUUGAAAUUUUUUCUGUUUUUUUGACAAGAUUAUUUUCUUCAUGUUGUAUUCCUUAUUGUCAGCAUUAUUCUUUCAUUCUAAUAAUGGGGGUUAUUGCACAUUUACUGUUGCACUUAUUCUUCUGUUGCUUUUGUUACAGUUGAUGGGAGUUCAGUGAGAGUAAGCUUAGGCUAGAGAAGAAAGGAGAGAAUGCAUUUUAUUAACAUCUAACCCCAUGAAAGGAAAAGUUGAUGUCAAAAUUUUAUGUUGAUAAUGAUAACUUUUGUUGCCUAGUGGUAAUAGUAUUUAUAGAGAUUUAUAUUUUUUUUUAUGCCAAAGGUUUGCCAAAAGAUUAUUCAUGUAUCUUAAAAGCAGUGUUGGAUAAAAUAAUUUUACUUUCUAAGAGUAAGAGGGAGAGGGAGUGCUCACUCUAGUUUUUAUUAAGAAAAAUCUGAUACUUACUGUUUAGUAGAAUAAAGAUAGAUUGGCCAUUAAAGGAACACUUCAGUUUAGGAAAAUUGUUUUAGGUGUAGAAAUUAAAAACAAACUUUGGAUGAAGGUAAUAUAAUUGUUUCAUAAUUUUCUUUUUGUUCAUGAAACUUACCUGUCAGAUAUAUAUAUAGCUGUAUUUUUCCAAAUCCGACAGAAAUUUAAACACUUACGACACACGCAGU